Molecule: messenger RNA, 426 nt
Organism: Malus domestica (apple)
Lineage: Eukaryota; Viridiplantae; Streptophyta; Magnoliopsida; Rosales; Rosaceae
Source: RefSeq, a predicted model, not a curated record
AUGGAGGAGACGACACAGAACAUUCAAGUGAUAAAGGCUAACCUGAAAGCAGCCCAGGAUCGGCAGAAGAGUAUCGCCGACAGACGUUCUACCGACAGAGUUUAUAAGGUUGGUGAUUGGGUAUUCUUGAAGUUAUCGCUGUGGAAAUGUGUUGUGCGAUUCGAAAAGAAAUGGAAACUCAGCCCUAGGUACAUCGGACAGUACCAGAUCAUUGAACGAGUCGGUGAAGUUGCUUAUCAACUUGCCUUGCCACCAAAGUUGGCGAGAGUGCACAAUGUGUUUCAUGUAUCGAUGCUACGGAGGUACGUUUCUGAUCCGUCACACGUAACCCCUCCUCAGCCACUGGAGAUCAAUCCAGAUUUGACUUAUGAUGAGGUUCAAGUGAUUCUUAGGAACAAGACCGUGUGGAUGGUGAAGAUUUUUUGA